Molecule: messenger RNA, 2301 nt
Organism: Phaeodactylum tricornutum CCAP 1055/1
Lineage: Eukaryota; Bacillariophyta; Bacillariophyceae; Surirellales; Neidiaceae
Exons: 2
Coding region: 25-2196 (723 amino acids)
Source: RefSeq, a predicted model, not a curated record
AAAAAAUCUUGCAACCAAAUCACCAUGUCUCCUCUGAAAUCAAUGGCACAUUGCACGGCCCAAAUUGCAGCAAAAAUGAAAAGAGGAGGCGGAACCGCCACAGGACUCCGUUCUUUUCACUUUGGGACAAAGGAAUAUAGUGCCUGCUUUCAUGGGCUACCUGUUGUAGACACACAGCGACUGCGAGAUAGUACGAUAUCCUAUCUCGAUAGCUUUGACGCGGAACUCUGGUACACCGACCCGAUUGCUACGUUGGUCAACGGCGAAAAUCUAGGCGGGUCUGAAUUAGCUGACACGCUAAAUGCGCUCGGAAAGGUAAACGGUAAGCAAGCACUAGCCACACCGGAUCAGGUCAACAAGAUUAAAGCGCAUAUCGUCUCGUACGAGUCGCCUUACAAGGACUUGCGCACCGAAAUUCGGAACGUGGAAGAAAACCUCAUGUCUGAGUACGCUGGAUUCUUGAUUGGCAACCAGAGUUUAGACUUUCAAAAACAGGACGGCAUUACAGAAAUUGAAGAAUCCAUCAUGGCUAACACUAUCGAACGACGCUUAAAUGAUUUUCUCUUGCGCGACGAAGCUGAAGGAGUCGUGGAAAUCAGUCGAAAACCCAUUUACGUUAGCUGCGUGUCUAAUUUUACUAACUUCUUGGAUCUUUCGCGAAAAACUCUGCGAUCGCUUGAGGUUGGCAUUCCCUGCAUUGUCCUCGGACGCAGCGACACAUCCCAACAUUCGUAUCGCUGGACGCAGCUAUUGCUACAACUGAUUCUAAAUGAAGGUAUUGACCCAGGCAUGCUAACGUUCGUGUCCAGUUCACUGAAUCAAAUUGAAGAGAUCACGACUUCUUGCCAAAAUCGCACUGGUAAUUUGUACGCAACAUGUUCGAGGGAGUUGGCAGCUUCCAUCAAGCAAUCAUAUUUUAAUACGAUUGCUAGUACUGGUGGGCCAAACACCUUGUUGACGACCACUAUGGACGAGAAUGUUCGGUUAGCAAUAAAAACGAGUGCAACAAUUGAGAGUUCAGGACGGUGCACAGCGUUGCGACAUUGUGUUGUGCCGCUGUCCACUAAGGACGAAGAUAUAAUGGGUAUAUUCGAUUCGGUCAAAGAGAUUUCGGAUGGACCGUUUGCCGUAAAGAACAAGCUUUUUGACGGCAUUUAUGCCAAUCACGAAGGGAGUGCGAUUCCGUCGGGGCUUGAUCGUCACGAGAACGUGGAUGCUUUUAUAAAAAUUAGCGAUCAUUUGCCUGUCUUGGGUAUCAAAGAGUUUUGGCGGAAAGUGACGGUGGACUUUUCUCGCGUCAACCCGACGAAUGAAGAAGAUCUGGAUCGCCUGGUGGUCUGGUUGAAUGAGAAUCAACCAAUUUCUUUGGCAAUAAAUGGUCCUCGUCUCCAGGUACUCAAACUGGGACGAACUCUGUUCGAGAGGACGGGAAUGGUUGUCUAUACGAUUGGAAGCCCUGACAAGCUGGAGAUGCCUCCGGCGAUGACUUGCCAAGCUCGACCGCAAGAAGGCGAGUGCUUCGGCGAGUUCCCCCCGCGUGCAAGUCUAUCUCGGUAUACUAAGUACCCCGUUGUCGUUCCAAGCUCUAAUCCUUCGUAUGACGCUAAAUACACGACGGAUUACCUGAGGAAGCUUUCUGUUAGUGAGUUUUUUGGCAAAAGCACUCAAGCUAUCCUUGAUCACAUUUCCGAGUCGACAGUCCUUGGCUAUUGUAUCCUACUAAUCGAAUACUUGCAAAAUGCUACCGGUCAAAAUCCAAAGAGGGGACUUGGUGUAGGUAGAACAUCGCUUUGGGGUCUCCAACGUCCGCCGUUGGGAAUGAAAUCAUUUGUCCAUUGUGGGAAGGAUACUACCUGGGACGAGUUGGCUCCGAUCUACAUAAUUUUUCACGUCACAACAGCAAGAGACCAAAUUGAGCUGUCUAUUGACCCACAGAACAAAGUUCUUAUCAAGCAAUGCAGCCUUAUGAAGCUCCCAUUGACAGAGGAAAGUAAGCAGGCCAUGGAGGACCGCCUCAAAGGCAGGAAUGAUGUUUUUAGUAUUGUGGAUGCAGAACCUCUUCAAGAAUUUCCAAUGGUUGGCCAGUUCGUCAGCGUAUAUUUGCCGCUCGGCCAUAUCAAGAGCACGAUGCCCAAUGACGAAGAGUUUGCCUUGCGGGCAGCGGCAUCGAACAAAUGGUUGACUACUCUGUUUUGAAGCGUGAUGGUUGAGGACUGCAAGAUUUCUGAAGCAUUUAUUUGGAUACGCCUACCGUAGUCUGACAUUUACGGUAAACUAAUAGCGCUUGCGUCGUGCUUCUUG